AGGUUAAGAAGGAAAAAAAAGAAAAAAAAAACUCAGACCGUAUUGCUCUAAAAGUCAUGCCAGUUGUCUUCUCUAUGUGUGUGCGUCCAUGUGCGUGUUUCCACGGCGAUGUCUGGAGAACAGACUCGUACUGAAGCUCUGGCCGGUGCCAAGCAGCGACGCAGGAGCGAGCUAGAAGGCUAUUCGGCUUCUCUGGCUUCCCUCAAGCUCUCGCCCAUGUACCCGGAGGAGGAGCAGCAAGCAACAGGGGGCAUGUCCUCCACCGCACACUACCUAGACGGGACGUUCGACUACGCCAGCAACCCCCCGAACCCGUCAGUGGACUACUACUCGGCGGCCCCGGAUCUUCAGGUGGCCCCGGAGCCUCAGGAGGAAAACCUGCAGCCCCUGGGCGCUAACGGCUCCGCCAGCCCCAUGGUGUUCGUCUCUUCGAGCCCGCAGCUCUCGCCGUUCCUCAGCCAUCCUCCCGCGGGACAGCACGUGGCUCAGCAGGUCCCGUACUACCUGGAACCAUCAGGAACCCCCGUCUACAGGUCCAGUGUUUUAGCUAGUGCAGGAUCACGUGUGGAGCUGUGCAGCGCCACCAGCAGGCAGGACGUGUACACUGCAGUGGGGGCCUCGAGACCGUCGGGAGCUUCGGGGACCUCAGGAGCGAUCGGGAUGGUGAAGGAGAUCCGCUACUGCGCGGUGUGCAGCGACUACGCCUCGGGGUACCACUACGGCGUCUGGUCCUGCGAGGGCUGCAAGGCAUUCUUCAAACGUAGUAUACAAGGUCACAACGAUUACGUGUGUCCGGCCACCAAUCAGUGCACCAUCGACAGGAACCGCAGGAAGAGCUGUCAAGCGUGUCGCCUACGCAAAUGCUACGAAGUGGGCAUGAUGAAAGGAGGUUAUCGUAAGGAGCGCGGCGGUCGAGCGAUGAAGCACAGCAGGAGACACGGCGGCCUGAAGGAGCGAGAGCGAGGUUAUAACGAAGCCCAAAGCGGAUCUGAUGCGAGAGAGGCGCCUCCACAGGACGGCCGGAGCACCUCCGGGAUCGGGAGUGCGGUAGCAGGCGUGGUCUGCAUGGCCCCGGAGCAAGUCUUGCUGCUGCUUUUGAGGGCGGAGCCGCCCACCCUGUCCUCGCGCCAGAAACUCAGCCGGCCCUACAGCGAGCUCACCAUCAUGAGCCUGCUCACCAACAUGGCCGACAGGGAGCUGGUUCACAUGAUCGCCUGGGCCAAGAAAGUGCCGGGUUUCCAGGACCUCUCUCUGCAUGACCAGGUGCAGCUGUUAGAAAGCUCCUGGCUGGAGAUUUUGAUGAUUGGUCUCAUCUGGAGGUCCAUUCACUCACCUGGGAAGCUCAUCUUCGCACAGGACCUCAUCCUCGACAGGACCGAAGGAGAGUGUGUGGAGGGCAUGGCUGAGAUUUUUGAUAUGCUCCUGGCCACCGUGGCUCGUUUCCGCGCCCUCAAGCUCAAGUCCGAGGAGUUUGUGUGUCUCAAAGCCAUCAUACUGCUCAACUCUAGUGCGUUUUCUUUUUACUCCUCCCCCGUCGAGCCCCUGAGGGACGGCUUCAUGGUGCAGUGCAUGAUGGAUAACAUCACUGACGCUCUCGUACACUACAUCAGCCAGUCAGGAAUCCCGGUUCAGCUCCAGUCCCGGCGUCAGGCCCAGCUCCUGCUUUUGCUCUCGCACAUCAGACACAUGAGCUAUAAAGGGAUGGAGCACCUGUACAACAUGAAGUGCAAAAACAAAGUGCCUCUGUACGAUCUGCUGCUGGAGAUGCUGGAUGCGCAUAGGCUCCGCCCCCUGGGCAAAGUCUCAAAGAGCUGGGCUGAUAGGGUCUCAAAUAUGCCUGUUACAUCCAUUAACCCAAACCGCUACAACCACCACCACUACCACCACCAAUCAGCAAAGCAGCGCCCCGCCGUGUCCCGCAGACUUACCGUCCAACCCGCCGUGUACUAACCAAAGCCCAAGCCCAUGAAAACAACCUCUGUAACGCGAGAGAAUUUAAACGCUAAAUACUCUUGCUGGUUGGUGUUACAGUUAGAGUGCGAAUCAAUCCAAAGUGUCCUAAAUUAUGAUUUUAUUAACUUAAGGAUUCUUUCCUUUCAACUUUAUUUAUGGAUUGGAUGGAAUGGAUUGGUAAUUUUCCCAUGAUGCUUUGACAGGCGUUUUUUUUUUCUUUUUUUUUUUCGUCAGACCCAAAAUUUAACCCCAAUUAUGCCACACCAAAGUUCUCUGGGGAGGAAAUUUGCCCCCAGCUGCUCCCAUUAGAACUUGAAAAUUAUCCGCAUUCUGGCUGUAGAAUUUGUAUUAAUUCACUUUUAGAAAAGGCAAAUCCAUAAAUUUUUUGACAUAAUCUAGUUUGAUUUUACAAUACACUUUGUCCAUCUGUCAAAAUGUUUAAGGUUGAGCUGCGAGCUAUGAAUGCACCGCGGUCUUCACUUCUUCAUCAGAAGUGAAUCUUCAUCCUCGUAGUUCUGCUUUCAAGGGAUCAAACAUGUGAAAGUCAGAUGCAGCGAGAUCAGGGCCUGUUUUUACAAAGCUUCUUAGAAUUCUCUCAGAGAGCUCCUAUCUUAGCUUAAAAAGUCCUAGCUGGGAGUCCUAAACUAAAAGUGAUUUAGGAAACUUCUCAGAGCAACUCUAAGUAAGGAAAGUACAAAACCCUUUAUCUUAGUAAGGGGGUGCGGUUGACUCCGAUGCGAUGAUGUAGCAAUUCAAGGACUGAGAUUGGUUGAUAAAAAAUAACCUCUGACCUCUGUAACGGUCUUAAAAUGUGCUCUGUGACAGCCGGAGGCACAGAGAGAGCUGAUUGGCCGAGCUCUCUCAGGGGGGAGGGAUGAGAGGUAUUUGCACUCCCACAUUAAUCACGGCUCUACAGCCAAUCAGGGGCGUCUGUGAGCUUGCGCACGUGGAAGGAACGGUGCGUGAGCUAACAGUUCGAAAAGAUGCGGUCGGCUGACGUCACGCGGUUCGGAGGAAACACGGGAUAGUCUUCGCCCUCCCGACUGAGUGGUAGUAGUAGCCUUAAUGUGGGAGCCCCCUUAGUGACGCGGAGGAAUUGGCUACGACUAAAUUGGGGAGAAAAUUGCCCCCCCAAAAAAAAAAAGUGCUCUGUGAAAAUAGAAUAUAUGUUGCGAUUCUCUUAGUAUCAUGAUUUUAUAAUGAUCCCGAUUUCCUGAUUUUAUUUCUAAAUUCUUGGCAAAUCAUUUGCUCCUAUUACACACUCACGCUGCCUAAAUUACACUCACCUAAGGGAUUAUUAGGAACACUAUACUAAUACGGUGUUUGACCCCCUUUCGCCUUCAGAACUGCCUUAAUUCUACGUGGCGUUGAUUCAACAAGGUGCUCAAAGCAUUUUUUUUUAGAAAUGUUGGCCCAUAUUGAUAGGAUAGCAUCUUGCAGUUGAUGGAGAUUUGUGGGAUGCACAUCCAGGGUACGAAGCUCCCGUUCCACCACAUCCCAAAGAUGCUCUAUUGGGUUGAGAUCUGGUGACUGUGGGAGCCAUUUUAGUACAGUGAACUCAUUGUCAUGUUCAAGAAACCAAUUUGAAAUGAUUCGAGCUUUGUUUCAUGGUGCAUUAUCCUGCUGGAAGUAGCCAUCAGAGGAUGGGUACAUGGUGGUCAUAAAGGGAUGGACAUGGUCAGAAACAAUGCUCCAGUAGCCCGUGGCAUUUAAACGAUGCCCAAUUAGCACUAAGGGGCCUAAAGUGUGCCAAGAAAACAUCCCCCACACCAUUACACCACCACCACCAGCCUGCACAGUGGUAACAAGGCAUGAUGGAUCCAUGUUCUCAUUCUGUUUAAGCCAAAUUCUGACUCUACCAUUUGAAUGUCUCAACAGAAAUCGAGACUCAUCAGACCAGGCAACAUUUCUCCAGUCUUCAACUGUGCAAUUUUGGUGAUCUCGUGCAAAUUGUAACCUCUUUUUCCCAUUUGUAGUGGAGAUGAGUGGUACCCGAUGGGGUCUUCUGCUGUUGUAGCCCAUCCGCCUCAAGGUUGUGCGUGUUGUGGCUUCACAAAUGCUUUGCUGCAUACCUCAGUUGUAAUGAGUGGUUAUUUCAGUCAAAGUUGCUCUUCUAUCAGCUUGAAUCAGUCGGCCCAUUCUCCUCUCACCUCUAGCAUCAACAAGGCGUUUUCGCCCACAGGACUGCCGCAUACUGGAUGUUUUUCCCUUUUCACACCAUUCUUUGUAAACCCUAGAAAUGGUUGUGCGUAAAAAUCCCAGUAACUGAGCAGAUUGUGAAAUACUCAGACCGACCCGUCUGGCACCAACAACCAUGCCACGCUCAAAAUUGCUUAAAUCACCUUUCUUUCCCAUUCUGACAUUCAGUCUGGAGUUCAGUCUUGACCAGCACACCCCUAAAUGCAUUGAAAUGUGAUCGGUUGAUUAGAUAAUUGCAUUAAUGAGAAAUUAAACAGGUGUUCCUAAUAAUCCUUUAGGUGAGUGUAUGUGAAUAGUUCACAGUGCGCCACCUGUAGGAUUAUAGAGGAACUGCAACAUUUUACCACCUGAAAUGACACACUGUGAGUCGAGCUCUAGUUUUCUUGAGUGGAAGCAUCAGAGCCAUCAAAUGUAAUAUGUGUAAAGAUGUCGAUUAAGCUAAUUUUACCUUAUCAAAUGAUAAAAUAUUAUACGAUGUAACAUAAAUGCAGUUUAAACGAUAAAAAAGACUUGUAUGUUGAUCUGUAAAUGAGACGAUGGAAAGCUGUGAAAUAAAUCUGAUUAAAUCUGA
This is a messenger RNA of Clarias gariepinus (North African catfish), 4723 nucleotides long. It is a transcript of the gene esr1, whose product is annotated as estrogen receptor 1. Gene Ontology annotation, molecular function: zinc ion binding; sequence-specific DNA binding; nuclear estrogen receptor activity. NCBI's taxonomy places the organism in Eukaryota, Metazoa, Chordata, Actinopteri, Siluriformes, Clariidae. Gene Ontology annotation, cellular component: nucleus. Gene Ontology annotation, biological process: regulation of DNA-templated transcription; steroid hormone receptor signaling pathway. The record is from RefSeq and is a predicted model, not a curated record.